Molecule: messenger RNA, 1346 nt
Organism: Paramuricea clavata
Lineage: Eukaryota; Metazoa; Cnidaria; Anthozoa; Malacalcyonacea; Plexauridae
Source: the annotation of a GenBank genome assembly
AUGCUAAAGAGAAUCGCCAAAGCAAAGAACAACGCUUGGAAAAGAUGGCAACGAGAAUACGUACACAGUUUAAUGGAAAGCCAACGAGUAAACGGAAAGCCAGUUAACACGCCUGAAGUCGGUGAAGUAGUUUUAGUCGUGGGAGAAGAAAAGAACAGGAGCGAAUGGAAGAAGGGAAAGGUAGUGCGACAAGUCAAAGGAAAGGACGGAGUGGUACGCGGCGUGGUACUUUUACACAAGGGACACACUAUCGAAAGACCGUUACAGUUGGUGUGUCCACUCGAAAUUUGAUGCACAACGCAAAUAGAACAAAGAAAGAACGAGGAGAAGCAGACGGUUGAAAAUGAAAGGAAGAAACGGGGAGCAGCAAUUGAAGCAAGUAAGAAAAUACGCGAGCUAGCAGAAAACGAGGAUGCAGACUAAGCAGGGAACAGUAAAUGAGAACAGUUCACAUUGUGUUGACUUAUAAAAAUUAAGACUGAAUUUUUAGGGGAGUUGUGAACCGAAAUUAGUAUAGGCCACAUUAGGUGGCGUGACAAGGGGCGGGGACUUUUAUAAACAAGAUUGACAUUUUGAAGAAAGAGCAAAGUACUUAGAGUUGAUAGACAGAUAGUACAAAAACAACAUUGAGACUGUGAGACAUAUCGUGAUUCGUGAGACUGUGAGAAAUUUAAUAUAUUUUAGGUUUAAGUUUUGUAAGUUUUAUUUUUGGAUUUUCGAUUAAAUAAUUAAUAGUAUACUACGUGAGUAAUGAGUUCGGUAUAGUGUCAUAGAAAUAUUGACCUGUUUGAAUUUCUUUCGAUUUUAAAUGUUCUUUUAUCAAUACAUCCACUGCAGCUUUUUCAUCUAUUCGGCCUUAAGAGUACAUGUCAGCAAGAUUACCGUCAUAAAUGACGAGUGUGGACACAACAAUUAAUUGCACAGUCGGCUAAACCUGAAACUGAUUUAUUUAUCCGUCGUUCUUAAAGAAAAGUUGCUCAUGAUUUGUUGUCUGUUUUCAGGGAACAAUAAACAUGAAUAUAUAUUCUAUUCCAACGCAACACACAUUUCCUAUGUUUCUGUUGAUGGUGGCGAAUCUACGGCUGUUCUAUCGGCGCAAAGUGCAAACCUAGGUUACGAUGAACAGAACUAUCGCCUCUGGUAUUAUGAUACGGUUGCUGCUACACUCCAUAAGGCGAACUUAGACGCUAGCGGUUCGGAAACUGUUUCUGUUCCAUCAACCUUUGGUCAAUUUACAGUUGACGGCGUGAAUCAAAGUAUCUACUACCUGAACGACAACGACGACACCGUUAAAUCAAUUGAUUACAAUGGAAAUCACUUUCCAGAGAUUGCUGCAUUACAGGGCG